AUCCUGACGGGGGAGGACUGGAACGCGGUGAUGUACGACGGGAUCAUGGCCUACGGUGGCCCCGUCUUCCCCGGGAUGCUCGUCUGCGUCUACUUCGUCAUCCUCUUCAUCUGCGGGAACUACAUCCUCCUCAACGUCUUCUUGGCCAUCGCCGUCGACAACUUGGCCGACGGUGACAACAUCAACUCGGGGGCUGAGAAAAAGGAGAAGGCCGGGGAGGUGGAAGCCGGCACGGGGAGCCAGGACGUGAGCGUGAAAGUUGAAGGGGAGCAGCCGGAGGAGGAGGAAGAGGAGGAGGGGAGCGAGGAAGGGGACGAGGAGGCCGGGGGGGAGCGGGACAGUCUGGGGGGGGCCCGGCUGGAGGCCCUGGAGGAGCCCCCCAAACCCAAGGUGGUGCCGAUCCCCGAGGGCAGCGCCUUCUUCCUGCUGGGCAGCACCAACCCCACUGGCGCAGGCUGCGGGGUGCGGUGCCACGCCCUCAUCCACCACCACAUCUUCACCAACCUCAUCCUCGUCUUCAUCAUCCUCAGCAGCGUCUCGCUGGCCGCCGAGGACCCCGUCCGCGCCCACUCGCCCCGCAACCAUAUCCUGGGCUACUUCGACUACGCCUUCACCUCCAUCUUCACCGUGGAGAUCCUGCUCAAGAUGACGGCGUUCGGCGCCUUCCUGCACAAAGGCUCCUUCUGCCGCAACUGGUUCAACCUCCUCGACCUGCUGGUGGUCGGCGUCUCCCUCAUCUCCUUCGGCAUCCACUCCAGCGCCAUCUCGGUGGUGAAGAUCCUGCGGGUGCUGCGCGUCCUGCGGCCGCUGCGAGCCAUCAACCGCGCCAAGGGCCUCAAGCACGUGGUGCAGUGCGUCUUCGUGGCCAUCCGCACCAUCGGCAACAUCAUGAUCGUCACCACGCUGCUGCAGUUCAUGUUCGCUUGCAUCGGGGUCCAGCUCUUCAAGGGCAAGUUCUACAGCUGCACCGACGAGGCCAAGCACACGCCGGGGGAGUGCAAGGGCACCUUCCUGGUGUACAAGGACGGGGACGUGUCCCACCCCUCGGUGCGCGAGCGCCUGUGGCACAACAGCGACUUCAACUUCGACAACGUGCUGGCGGGGAUGAUGGCGCUCUUCACCGUCUCCACCUUCGAGGGCUGGCCCGCGCUGCUGUACAAGGCCAUCGACGCCAACGCCGAGGAUCAGGGCCCCAUCUACAACUACCGGGUGGAGAUCUCCAUCUUCUUCAUCGUCUACAUCAUCGUCAUCGCCUUCUUCAUGAUGAACAUCUUCGUCGGCUUCGUCAUCAUCACCUUCCGGGCGCAGGGGGAGAGCGAGUACCGCAACUGCGAGCUGGACAAGAACCAGCGGCAGUGCGUGGAGUACGCGCUGAAGGCGCAGCCGCUGCGGCGUUACAUCCCCAAGAACCGCACCCAGUACCGCGUCUGGGCCAUGGUCAACUCCACCGCCUUCGAGUACAUCAUGUUCGUCCUCAUCCUCCUCAACACCAUCGCCCUGGCCGUGCAGCACUACGAGCAGUCCAAGCCCUUCAACUACGUGAUGGACCUGCUCAACAUGGUGUUCACGGGGCUCUUCACGGUGGAGAUGGUGCUCAAGAUCAUCGCCUUCAAACCGCGGCACUACUUCUGCGACGCCUGGAACACCUUUGACGCGCUCAUCGUGGUGGGCAGCGUGGUGGACAUCGCUGUCACCGAGGUCAACAGCUCGGAGGACAGUUCCCGCAUCUCCAUCACCUUUUUCCGCCUCUUCCGCGUGAUGCGGCUGGUGAAGCUGCUCUCUAAGGGCGAGGGCAUCCGCACCCUGCUCUGGACCUUCGUCAAGUCCUUCCAGGCCCUGCCCUACGUCGCCCUCCUCAUCGCCAUGAUCUUCUUCAUCUAUGCCGUCAUCGGCAUGCAGACCUUUGGGAAGGUGGCGCUGCAGGACGGGACCCAGAUCAACCGCAACAACAACUUCCAGACCUUCCCCCAGGCCGUGCUGCUGCUUUUCAGGUGCGCCACGGGGGAGGCCUGGCAGGAGAUCAUGCUGGCCAGCCUGCCGGGGAAACGCUGCGACCCGGAGUCGGACGCGGAGCCGGGCGAGGAGUUCACCUGCGGCAGCAACUUUGCCAUCGUCUACUUCAUCAGCUUCUUCAUGCUCUGCGCCUUCCUGAUCAUCAACCUCUUUGUGGCCGUCAUCAUGGACAACUUCGACUACCUGACGCGCGACUGGUCCAUCCUGGGCCCCCACCACCUGGACGAGUUCAAGCGCGUCUGGUCCGAGUAUGACCCCGCCGCCAGGGGCCGCAUCAAGCACCUGGACGUGGUGACGCUGCUGCGGCGCAUCCAGCCCCCGCUGGGCUUCGGGAAGCUCUGUCCCCACCGCGUGGCCUGUAAGCGCCUCGUGGCCAUGAACAUGCCACUCAACUCAGACGGGACCGUCACCUUCAACGCCACCCUCUUCGCCCUGGUCCGCACCUCCCUCAAGAUCAAGACAGAAGGGAACUUGGAUGUGGCCAACAAGGAGCUUCGCGCCGUGAUCAAGAAGAUCUGGAAGAGGACGAAGCCCAAGCUGCUGGACGAGGUCAUCCCCCCGCCCGAGGAGGAAGAGGUCACCGUGGGCAAGUUCUAUGCCACCUUCCUCAUCCAGGAUUAUUUCCGCAAGUUCCGGCGGCGGAAGGAGCGGGGGAUGCUGGGCCCCAACGCUGGUCCCAGCAACGAGUGUGCGCUCCAGGCUGGGCUGCAGACGCUGCAGGCGCUGGGCCCGGAGAUGCGGCGGGCGCUGAGCUGCGACCUGGAGGGUGAGGAGGGCCCCGACCCCCCCCAGGAGGAGGAACAUCUCACCUAUGCGCCCCCCGAGACCCUCUAUGGCUCCGCCCCCAGCCCCCCGCCGCCCACCAGCCCCGUCGCCACCGAGGGGGAGGACCCCACGCCCCCUCCCCACGUCGUCACCCACCGCCUGGGCAGCAGGCGGCGCUCGGAGGAAGGGGGACAGGAGGAGCCACCCGCCCCCGAGGACGGGGAGGAGCCAGGGGACGGCAGCCACGAAGAGGAGCUGGAGGGCCCAGCCCCCCGCCGCCGCUGGAGUGGGGACAGGCUGGGGACCCUGCCUGCCCCCCAGCCCCCACGCUGGGCGGGAGAGGGGCCGCGGGGGGGGUCGCUGCCCCUGCCCCCCCGCCACUUCGCCCUCCACAACGGCGCCCUGGAAGGGCAGCAGCUCAAGAGGCGCCGGCUCCUGCCCCCGACCCCCGCCGGCCGGAAGCCCUCCUUCACCAUCCAGUGCCUGCGGCGCCAGGGCAGCUGCGAGGACGAGCCCAUCCCGGGCACCUACACCCCCUCGGGCCCCGCCCGGCCCCAGGUACCGCCACGGCGGGGACAGCGGGUGGGGACACGCGUCUCACCCUCCACACGCACUCGCAGUGACACCCAGCGCUCCCCGCAGGGCUACAGCAGCUCCGACACCUGGCGCCUGGGGGGCUCCACGCAGGCUUGGGCCACCGCCCCCCCGCCCCGCAGCCACGUCCUCUACGCGCCCCUCAUCCUGGUGGAAGGGGGCCCUCCGCCGGCGGCGGGGGGGGGCGGCGGGAGCCUCCCCCCGCUCUCCCGCUGGUUCCUGGGGGACCGCGGCGCCCCCGGCCCCCUCCGCCUGCGGCCCUGCGCCCCCGGGGAGGCGCUGGCCCGCGGCUCGGCCGACAGCCUGGUGGAAGCCGUGCUGAUCUCGGAGGGGCUGGGGCUGUUCGCCCGCGACCCCAAGUUCGUGGCGGUGGCCAAGCGGGAGAUCGCCGACGCGUGCGACAUGACGAUGGACGAGAUGGAGAGCGCGGCCGCCGACCUGCUGACCCGCCGCCGGCACCACCCGCCCCCGGCCCCGGCCCCGGCCUCCGCCGCCGUCUACAGCGACGAGGAACCGCUGCGGCCGCCGGCCGAGGAGGAGCUGGCGGACGAGAUGGCCUGUGUGGGCGGGGUGUAAGGGGGGAGCGGGGGGGCGCCGCCAAGCAGGGGCGG
Messenger RNA from Chroicocephalus ridibundus (black-headed gull), 3983 nucleotides. Its product is annotated as voltage-dependent L-type calcium channel subunit alpha-1F-like. The annotation marks the transcript as partial. The transcript has 31 exons. Gene Ontology annotation, molecular function: high voltage-gated calcium channel activity. The record is from RefSeq and is a predicted model, not a curated record. Gene Ontology annotation, cellular component: voltage-gated calcium channel complex; membrane. Gene Ontology annotation, biological process: calcium ion import across plasma membrane. NCBI's taxonomy places the organism in Eukaryota, Metazoa, Chordata, Aves, Charadriiformes, Laridae.